Messenger RNA from Mya arenaria, 7228 nucleotides. RefSeq names its product S phase cyclin A-associated protein in the endoplasmic reticulum-like. The record is from RefSeq and is a predicted model, not a curated record. The transcript is spliced from 25 exons. NCBI's taxonomy places the organism in Eukaryota, Metazoa, Mollusca, Bivalvia, Myida, Myidae. The coding region runs from base 137 to 4123 and encodes 1328 amino acids.
UCGGUGCUGAAAUUCUUGCGUUUCAUGCAUAAUAUUUUCAAUUGACUUGCAGAAAUUCUCGAUAUUUUUUGUUAAAACGAUAAGAUCGGGGAAGCAGAUAGAAGUUUUUGGUAGGAUAUUAUCUUUGACAGCAAAUAUGAGUGAUGCUCGGCGAAAGCGCCAAGUCGGAACAGCGAAAACGCGUUCUGAAGUUGGUGCCGGAGCAAGGUCUCAACCAGGGCAACAGAGUGGCAAUCACAGGGGAAGAAAUAACAAUGCUCACAAUGGAAACGUGAGGAUGAGCACUUCUGACCAUGUGAAGCGGAUCGUACAGGAGGAGGGCAGGACAGCGCGUAAUCUUGUGAUCUAUCAUGUACCUGUGCAGGAAAACCAAGCUCAUGAUCGUUCCCGUCCCCGUCAUGUGCGGAAGCCCCUACACAAGGAUCAGUCCGACCUGAAGGCCAGCCAGAAGUCUGACCUGACUAAGUCCCCCAAGUCUGAUGGAGGCAAGAAACCCGACCUGCGGGCUCGAUACUGGAAGUUCCUGUUUGACAACUUGCAGAGGGCGGUGGAUGCCAUCUAUGAGACUUGUGAACAGGAUGAGAGUGCUCUAGAGUGCAAGGAGGUGAUAAUGAUGUUGCAGCAGAGUACGAAGGACUUCCAAUCUCUGAUAGAGAGACUGCAUGUCCAGAAAGAGUACGAGCAGGCCACCAAGGAUGGAGAUAGGCCAACAUCGAUAGCAUGGGAGGUGCGUAAAAUGUCACCAGGGAAGUCUCCCAGUGGCCUAGGUCACCGGACCUCCCCCAGCCCUGCACAGAGGGUCCUCAACUUCUCCUAUCCUGACCAAGGCAGGGGCCAGAAACAGGGAAGUACCCCUGUAGGCAACAGCUGGGCUGACCGUGUGAAGGGUACGGUGACAAGUCCCGCUCCAUCCACAGGAAGUGAUGUCACCCCAGACAAGGGGGAUCACCCUGUCCUGCCUGAACCUCCCAUACUCUCCCCUGUCCCCUCCUCACUCACGGAGUCGGACUCGUACAGAGAGAUCAAUGAAUCUGAGGAUUCCGAUGGCUGGGAGAUGGUACAGCGGAAGGUGAAGCCGUAUGGCUCUCCCUCCCAGCGAUCCAUGGAAAACCUGUCUACCAUCACCAAAAUAGAGCACCAAAAACUGACUCGGUCUGUUUCUGAGCCGUACACGGCCGGACAGGCACUCCAGAAGAAACUGGCUCACACUAAAGGCAGUCCUAAGGAGUCUAAACUUGUGAACGGAAGAACAGCUAGGAAGUCUCCUGUUAAGAAAGAUAGUCUUGUUAAUGGAGAGAAGAAAGAUACUGUUGUUAAUGAUAAGCCAGUAGUUGUUAAUGGUGAUGUAAGUGUGAAUUCUGAAGGACAGAAAGAUUCAUCUGACAAAAGUAAAGACAGUGCUGUGUCUGUAGACAAGAAAACAGACCUUAAAAAACCUGAAGCUGUGAUAAAUAGAUCUCAAGGAAUGACAAGGAAAUCCACCGACAGUAUAAGAAAGUCUGGAAGUGACAGUAGUAUUACAGACACUGGGAAGAAACCCUCAGCUGGAGAUUCUAAAGCAGUGACAAAAACCAAACCCAUGUCUGGGAAAAAAACACCAACACAAAAGACUGAUACCUCAAAAUCUGUGAAAAAAUCUGGAAGGAAAUCUCCAGUGCCUAAAGGUUCAGAUAAGGAUAUUGGAAGUGGCAAAAAGUCUCCAAAGAGUAACUCAUUAGAAAACAUCAAGGAGACGGAUGAUAAGAGUGCAGUUGUUGAGCCUGUUGUGGAGAAUGAGAUGGAAAUUAAGGUUGAAAUGUCAACAUACAGUGACGAUGAAUCUGAGAGGAAAUUGGAUGAUGCUUUAGCAUCCGCAGAGAAGGCAGAGACGAGUCUGACAGAUGAACUGGCGAAGGAGCAGGCGAUAGAGACAGCCAUUGCUGAGGAGGAGACAUGGCUGAAGGAACUUGCCAAGGAGGAGAACACAGUCAUCGAUGUGGAGACAGAGACUGAGAGUGAUCUAGGGAAUACGAUGAGUUCUCUCGAUUUGUCAACUCCUGGGAACCUAGACUGGGAUGCCAUGGUGGCAGAAUAUGAUGCUGAGGAGAAGGCUGGAGUGAAGAAGAACUGGGGUGAAAUGGCGGAGGAGGACACGCGCACCCCAGGGUACGCUGUCCACAUGCAUGAGAAGCUCUCAUCACCUUCAAGGAAACGAUCCCCCACAGAGUCCAAAAAGCGCCAUGAAGAGAAGCAGGCCAAGGCCCAGGAGCUGAGGGACAAGUUCAUGCAGGAGAAGGCUGAGAGGCUCAGAGUGAUUGGUGCCAAGGUUGAGGAGGUGCGGGCGUUGAAGGAGGAGCUGAUGAAGCAGAAGCGGGAUAUGAUUGAGAGGAAGAUGGCCCAGGCCGAGGAGAAGAGGCAGAUCAUGCUCAAGUCCAAAGCCAAGAAGGCUCAUGAUGAGGAGGCCAAGGCCAAUGAGAUAGCAUUUAUCAACAGCCUAGAGGCUCAGAACAAGAGAUUGGACAUCAUGUCGAAACACCAGGAGUCGGAGGCCAGACUGCAGGAUCUCAUGGAUGAACGCCAGCGUAAGCACGAGGAAAAGUUAGCGAAGGAGGCUGCAGUGGAGGAAAGACGGAGGGCGCUGCAAGCUGACCGACUCACGCGGCUCCAGGAGAUCAAGGAGCGACGCAAGACUAAGGACGCCCGUGUGGAACAGCAGAUGGCUGAGAGGGAGACAGAGAGAAUUGAGGCUCUUCGGGCCAAGGAGAAAGACCGAGAGGAGCGUCUAGCUACACUCAGCAAACAACAUGAGGCACAGAAACAGGAACUUCAGAAGAAAAUACAACAAAAGCAAGAGGGAAGCUCUGCUCGUCACAUGGAGGCUUUGAAACAUAUCCGUGAGAAAGCGUUUGAGAUGAGCAUCCUGCGACACUCAACGGAGGACCAUAACGAUGCCCCACAGAUCACACCUUACCCAGUCAAGAAAAUGUGCACUAUCUGUAACACACUGAUCCUGUCAGAAGUGUACCUGUUGAGCCAUCUGCGAGGGAAAACUCACCAGCAGGCACUCAAGCACAAUAACAACGGCAUGUCUAUGACCAAACAGGAAAUUGAAUCAUUUAACUUGGCACACAUAGUAAAUGCUCCUGACAACAACACCCACCCGAAGAUUGUAUCGGAGAAAGAGCGCAUCAAGGCUCAGAAGAAGCGCUGCAAGAAACUGAAACAGAGAAUGAACUCCAGGGGUUUGGAAUAUGAGAACACUGUACAAGGGAAGUCACCUCUUGUGGAUUCAGAAAAUAAAGCCAAGAUACAGAAGAAUAUCCGGGACAUCAACAAGUACCUGCAGUCACCAGAUAGUGGCCCAUGGUCCCAGCCCCGGGUCUCCGCCCUAGAUAGGGCACUCGGGGAAUUAAAUAGGAUCUUUGAGAAAAAGAUUGUAGGAGACCAGAACAGUUUCCGUCACCUGGGUGGGCUCACCAGCCUGUGUAGGAUCAUCCAGCUCGUGGACACUUCCAACAUACAGGCCACACCUCCCAUACCACAGAAGUCGCUGGUGUUGACAUGUCAGGUGUUGAGGCAGGCAGUGAAGGGUCACUAUGACAACUGUCACUACAUGAUGUUCAGCAACAAGAUUGGCCUUGUCAUAGAGUUCACCAUACACCAACUCACACUGAUGUUGCCUGGGGAGUCAGUCACCCCCACUACCCAGAACCCGCUGAUGCCUGAACCGCCCACACUCCCGUACAACCUGCUGGGGCUCAGCCUCCAACAGCUCCUAACUGUCAUCCUGAACUGCCUCGCGAAAAACUCGCCCAACACAAAGAGUUCGGAGGCGUCACUAGUGAGGAUGAGCAACACUACUGAUGCCUUUACUUCCCGCGGCAACGACAUCAUCAGCUUCAUCAUCAGUGUGGGGAUUGUGGACAAGUUGACACAGUACCUGCGGCUGGUCCAGGGCCCUAUAGACAAUAACAAGGAUGCCGCAGAGUUCAUCCAGCACAGUCUUGGCCUGCUUGUCUCCCUUACAAAGUUCCUUACUGUCAGAAUUAGAAUGAGGUUGUUCGAACCCAACUUUGACUUGCCAGGGACGAUCAGACGAUCGUUAAUGUUGAGCCCUACACUGAUAGACAGACCUCUCAGGUAAAAUAAUUAUAUAGCAUGUAUGUCCGCAAAGACGCAUAUGUUCAACUAAAUGCGCAGGCGAUGUCUAUUGGGUUAUAGACACACAUGUAUUACUUAACUCACAGGCGAUGUUUACUGGGUGAUAGGCACAUAUGUAAUAAUAAACUCACAUGCGAUGUCUACUGGGUGAUAGGCACACAUGUAUUACUAAACUCACAUGCGAUGUCUACUGGGUGAUAGACACACAUGUAUUACUAAACUCACAGGCGGUGUUUACUAGGUGAUAGGCACAUAUGUAAUACUAAACUCACAUGCGAUGUCUACUGGGUUAUGGACUCAAACAUUGUUAAAAAUAUUUUCCUCAAAAGUACUGACAGUUCAAAAUAUUGAAACAAACGUAAGAAGGUAAUUUGUUUUAAGCUCGACAUAUUAAAGAUUAAGGAGGCCUAGUUUAAGUUUUGUCGUAAAUUGGAAUUUUUAGUCAUAUUUCAUAACCAUUCAUUCAAUUGACUUCCAUUCAGUUGAUCAGGGCAAUCAGACAAUCCAGUUAGGCAACUCUUAUGGUGCUAAAUACAACUUAUAUCCAAUGAAUGACAUAAGAAUUUUGUUAACAUUUAAGGGCAAGUUUUGGUUUCAAAUCGUUUGUAAAAAAAAGAAGGUUUGUUCACUUAUGACAGUUGUUUAGGGCCAUGAGAGAUUUAAGUUAGAUGACUUUGUAUGAUCAUGAACACAAGUUAUGGCCCCUGAUUGAUUUAGAAACUCGGGUUAAAUUUAUUUAGCAUGUUGGGGUUUUCAUAAAAAAUGCAUGCUAUUCAGUUAUAUAUCUCAUAGACAGAGUGGCGUAUACCGUACACAAGGGGGCCCUUUUACUCAUUGGAUGUUGACACAGUGCUGAUUUUUUUCUGUCUGAUUCACAGUGUUUUAGCCAUCUUGGUGGGCUUUUUUGUUUAUUAAUUCAGAAUGUUAACAUGAUGGAAUCCCUUGUUUUAUUGUAAGUUUGUUGCAAUUAGGUAAUGUUUUGGUAUAAUUUUUUAAAAUACUGACAAACACCAUACACUAAUUGCGUGCAUAAUCUUUGUUUGAUCUUCUACCACAGAGACGCACUUUAGUGAUACAAGGGAUUAAGCGUGAAAAUAAGUCCAUAUUCAUAAUUAGUUUUCAUAAUUUCCCACUUUUAUAAUGUCUUUAUAUCAUCUGAUAGUGGUAACAAGCAUAUUAUGAAAUGAAGCAAUCAUGUAACACCAAAUAAUUGCGUGUAACCUUAUAUGGAUUUCGUUACGACGGUCUGCCUUUAUGCUCAUAAAAACAUCAUUAAGCAUUUUAAUUGCAAUAAGGUUUUUUGUGAUAAUCAAACCUACCAGGUAUCAUUGCAACACUUCACAGGAGUAUUAAUGUUUUAUAAGCACAUUGCUCGAUCAUAAAUAUUGAAAUGACAAAGAGUACUUGAGCUGCUACAUCUCCAAAUACGGCACAACAGAUAUGGCAAGUGUUGAGUGCCACCUAGUCUGAGACUAGUGCUAAUGUGCACACGUUAUAUCUUGCCUCCAUUAGCUGCACGAGAUAACCGUGCCAUCUGACACUUUGCACAGAACCUAGGAGCCCGGGACAGACAGAGAUACCCUCUCAUCUGAUGAUGAUGGUCGUAUGCCAGCAUAUGGCGGUUGAUGGGCAGUGCCAAUAUACCCAUGGUUGUGUCAUUUGUUUGUAACAAUGGGGCUUCCUGGAAAAAUAAUUUCUUAUCUCAAUGGUACUUUAAUAUUUUCACCCUGUGUUGAGGUUGAUGGAUUAGUUUGAAUCCAAAUGCAAUAAAUUCGGCAUUUUUAAAAGAAGAUAUAACCAUCAUUAGAGUACAAACAAAUUAUCACCUCUCAAAAAAAAGAGCCAUUCUUUCCUGAACUUGACUGAAAUACUAUUAUUGCUUCAAUUAAAAUAACCAUGCUUGUUUGCAUAUUCAGGGUAAUGGUCAUUUGUAUUUUAUGUCAUGGUGGCCAUAAAGUGCAUCGCAGGCCUUUUAUGGUAUUAAAACUGCCCGUCUCAAGCUAUCCAGUUUGGUGGUCAUCAACUGGAAGGAAAAUACAAAUUAUGGAUAUUAUACCAGCAUGAUCGCUGACCAAUAACUCCCUGGAUGGUCUUUACAUUUAAUUAGCCUGGACCCUGUGUGGGUCAAAGGUCCCAUAAUAAUAUUUUCAUUCCUAUUGCGGUUGGGGAUGAUUUAUUAGGGGUCGGGCAUGUUCCCCUAUUGUUAUAUUUAUGACCAAACAAUGAUAGCAAAUAAAAUAAUCACGCCUGAUUAUUACAAACCCAUUUGCUGAUUGCAUUUUAUGUGGCAAUGUGUAUUUUUGGUCUUUCCCCUUUCUUCGUACGAAAAUAUGGUGACCAAUUCACGUCUGCUGAAGAACCACAAAGUGGUGUUCACCCUCUCAAAGCUAUAAUCAAUUUGACAAUGAAGCACCCUACUAGGUUUUCCCUAAUUUACUUAUGAGCUGGGAAAACCAUAGAGAAAAAAGGAGACAAAAAAGCAUGCAAUUUUCACCAUGUUUUGAGGGGACUUCAGCACACUCUAUGAUAACUCAAUAAAUGUUGCUUCUAUGAUUUCAGAAAAUUUUCGGAAUGUCGUCACUAAUCUGUGAUGUAGGAAAUUAUAAAUGACAAAUAAGAUAAUGGAAUGAUUGGGUUUGAGGGACAAAAGGAAGCUUUGUUUGUAAAUCUCGGGGUAGUGUCUGCCUCAGGCCUUUAGCCGUGCCAAUGCUAGGAUUUGCAGGGAUGUUCGGCCAUAUGGUUCUGUAAUUCUAGAAAAUUGUUUGAUUAAUUCUCUUAGGUCUUGUCACCAGAAGCAAACAGACUCUGCUAAUGCAGAUUGAAGUUCGGUAAUUUAAAAUGUAUUUAGCUUUGACUUUCCUGAGUUUGUGACUGAUUUGGUUAUCCAGAUGAAUCUUGCCUGAGUGAAUUGUUCAUCUACCUUUGAAGGUGAACAUCUUUGAUCGUUAAUGAACUGUUAAAAAUGCCCGAAGAAAAGCGUGGUUUAAUUAAAGUCUUGUGGGUUUUUAUCUUCCUUCAUAAAAUGUUGUAAAAGUUAUUUUAAGUACCGGUACUUUAUAUAUUUUGUUAAUUGUUUACUUAUCUCCGA